AUGGGUCCUGAAAAUGAAGACACGGAGGUUGUGGGUCGUCCAAACCCUUCAUUUGGGCCUCACACACGCCCUUUGUCCUCACGGACGCCGUCCUUGUUCUGCCUGCUGGCGGUGGUGGUCUUGGUGGUCGGGCUUGUCCACGCCAGCGUCCUGACGGGCCCCAACGUCUGUUCCAAGAUAGAAACGUACACGACAACAGAAGAGAUACCGUAUCGGGAACCAGAUGAGUCCUAUGGAGGACUCGUCUUUAUCAUGUCGGGCACGCCUAUUGUCGCCAGAAGGAAGUACAGGACCGGCAACCGGACCGAGCCCGCCGCCGUGCCCGAGUCGUCGUCGGCCCACUCUGGUGAGGACGUGGCGGUGUGGGCGGCGGGGCCUCAGGCCCACCUGCUGGCGGGGACCCACGACCAGGUGUACUUGGCCCACCUCAUGGGGUACGCGGCCUGCGUGGGGCCCGGGACCACGUACUGCGACGGCGGCAACAGGGGCAACAACAACAACAACGGGGCCUGUGGGGCGACAGUUCAUAACAAUAAUAACAAUCAGAGAACAAGGGGGAACAAUAACUCUUUUAAUAACCACCCGAGAACAGCUAGAAAUAAUAAAUCUGUUAAUAAGUACAACAACCAGAGUACAGCGAAGAACAAUAACGCUGUCCCCAACAACAAGGGGCGGUCUAGUAUCAAUAUUCCCGUCAUCAACAACCUGCACCCAGUUAUUGAUGACAAUGACUACAACAACGAAAAUAGCAACAUCAACGAGAGUAACAACAUCAACGUGAGGGACGAGGAGUUCCACAAGUUCAGGAAGCGCCACUACAAGNCUGUGCAGCCAGUCGUCAGCCAGGCCAAGAACGUCAUCCUCUUCCUGGGGGAUGGCAUGAGCAUCCCCACGGUCUCCGCCGCCCGUAUCCUCAAGGGGCAGCGAACGGGGAAGUGGGAGCACGAGACGUUGUCCUUCGAGUCCUUCCCCCACACGGCGCUCCUCAAGACGUACACGACGGACAGCCAGGUGGCUGACAGCGCCGCCAGCGCCACAGCCUUUCUGUGCGGCGUCAAGGCAAACCUCGGCACGGUCGGCGUCAGCGUCGGCGUCAGCAAGGAGAACUGCAGCGCCCAGCACCAGCGUCAGCACCAGCUGCCCAGCAUACUCAGCUGGUUCCAGGACGCGGGGCGCAGCAGCGGGUUCGUAACCAACAUGCGGGUGACCCACGCCACACCCGCGGGGGCCUACGCCCACUCCGCCGACAGGGAGUGGGAGGACGACGCCGAGGUGGAGGAGGAUGGGCUUGACAGCGACACCUGUGAUGAUAUCGCAGAACAGCUUAUACUGGGACCUACUGGGAGCCGUCUUAAGGUGAUCAUGGGGGGCGGACGUCGCAGCCUGACCCCCCGCGAGACCCCCGACGUGGAGGAGGCGAACCGCAAAGGGCGCCGCCGCGACGGCCGCGACCUCGUCGCUCUCUGGCAGCGCCUUCGUCAGGAGCGCGGCCACAGCCACGCCUACGUCUGGCACCGGGACCACCUGUACACCCGGGACGUGGAGGACGCUGAGUACCUUAUGGGUGAGUGGGGGACCUGGAGUACCUACCUGGGGGACGUGGAGUACCUCAUGGACCGGAGGUCUUCUAAUAGACCACAGCCCACCCAACCCCUCCUUCUGCCGCCAGGGGGUCUAAUAGACCACGGUCAUCACGGCAACAAGGCCCACAAGGCCCUCAGCGAGACCCUGGAGCUGGACGCCGCCGUGUCUGCAGCCCUCGAGAUGGUCUGUCUGCAGGAGACCCUAGUGAUCGUCACAGCAGACCACGGCCACAGCAUGAGCCUCAACGGCUACCCCGGCAGACACACUGACGUCCUGGGGUUUGCAGACCUCAGCAAUGUAGACUACCUGCCCUACCACACGCUGCUGUACGGCAACGGCCCCGGGUACCGUAAUGCCCCCACCGGGACACGGGGCAGCCCCUCGGGGGAAAAUACCCAUGCAGCCUACUGGCGGGGUGUGGGGCAGGCUGAGCUGGUCAGCCAGCUGGCUGUGCAGCCAGUCGUCAGCCAGGCCAAGAACGUCAUCCUCUUCCUGGGGGAUGGCAUGAGCAUCCCCACGGUCUCCGCCGCCCGUAUCCUCAAGGGGCAGCGAACGGGGAAGUGGGAGCACGAGACGUUGUCCUUCGAGUCCUUCCCCCACACGGCGCUCCUCAAGACGUACACGACGGACAGCCAGGUGGCUGACAGCGCCGCCAGCGCCACAGCCUUCCUGUGCGGCGUCAAGGCAAACCUCGGCACGGUGGGCGUCAGCGUCGGCGUCAGCAAGGAGAACUGCAGCGCCCAGCACCAGC
This is a messenger RNA of Hyalella azteca, 2335 nucleotides long. RefSeq names its product alkaline phosphatase-like. Gene Ontology annotation, molecular function: alkaline phosphatase activity. Lineage: Eukaryota; Metazoa; Arthropoda; Malacostraca; Amphipoda; Hyalellidae. The annotation marks the transcript as partial. The transcript is spliced from 13 exons. Gene Ontology annotation, biological process: dephosphorylation. The record is from RefSeq and is a predicted model, not a curated record.